CACGGACUGCUCUGUCCUGGGCUCUGUGGGGGGAACCUGACGCUGUGCAGGGGUAAUUCGUGUUGCUAUGUGCCAGUUCGGAGCGCGGUGUGAAUUCACUGGACGAACCUCAUCCAGCAUCCGCGCGCCCUCGACGUCCUGCAUGGAGCAGCUCUCUGUGGAAAGGGUGUCUUCUCCAGAAUGUGACUGGUCUCCACGGUAACAGACCACAGGCAGACCCAUAAAAACAUCAGAUGUAAGUGGUUCAGCCUGGUCCAACCCACCUGAUCCUGGACUGCAUUGAAGAGGAUUUUAACAAAAGACAUACGAUCAAUGAUCCUCAAAUCUUAUAUGUCUCAAAGAUAUGAAAGUAUUUCGAGAAGCUCCUAUGUUCCUAGGAACCUGAAAUCAUUUUAGCUUGAAUGCCCUUCAGAAGGUUUUGCUUUCUAUUGUUGUGAGUCACAAUGCGGAAAAUGUGAACCCAAGGAAGUGAAAAGUUGCCUUCUGUACUUUAAAAACUUUCCUGGAUCAUUAUGUUGGGGAUUUGCUCAUUACCUACUGAAGGACCUUAAACUGCACAGCAGUCGUUCCAGCCCCAAACCAGGACCAGGAUGCACCAGUUGUUUAGCCAGGUGCUGGGCCAGAGGGAUCUGUCCAGAGCAGGAGAUCUGUUCUCUCUGGAGGACACAGAGAUCGAAGACUGCCUGUCUCAAGCUCUGGAUCAAAUCAAGGCCAUCUCCUGCACCCCGGACUAUUUGACCAAUGACAACGACCAGGCUGUGGUGGAGAUUUGCAUCACGCGCAUCACCACAGCCAUAAGGGAGACCAGCUCCAUCGAGCGACACAGCACGGCGCUGGUGGGGCUGUGGGAGUCGUGCCUGGAACACAACCUCACCCCACAAGGUGAAAACACAGAGGACACACCGCACGCCAAGAUAGCCUCCGACAUCACCAGCUGUAUCCUGCAGAACUACAGCUGUCCUUCGGUCAUGGUGCUGGCUGUCCCGGUAGCGGUGCGGUUCCUGCAGAGAGGGAACAGGGAGCUGAGCAGGAACAUGUCCAGUUAUCUCUCCCUGGCUGCCAUAGCCAAAGCUGACCUGCUGGCUGAACACACGGAGGCCAUGACAGUCAGUGUACUGGGAGGUAACCACAUGCUGUUGCGGGUGCUGCCGUCAGUCUACCCCAGACAACCAGACACCAUCCACCAUCACCUAGGCAACCUCACUGCAAUGAUGUCACAGCUGGAAUCUCCGGAGCAGCAACACCUGAUCAGACUCAUUCAGAUGGUCGCUGAGCAACAUCCACUAAUGUUGAGUCCUCAGGUGCCUACACUGAUCACCUAUCUAGGUGACCAGUCGCUGACAGAGGCUGUAUUGGGUGCGCUUGUGGACGUGUCACAGGCCAGCCCUUCCUCGUUGGUCACCUUUCUGCCAGCGCUGAGGAUCGUGGGGCAGCAGUGUCCGACUUUUCUGGGUCACGUGGCGAAAAUCCAUGGAGCUGUGGGCAUCAUCAGUGAGUCUCAUGCUCACAGCUCAUUGGUCUACCUGGUGUCCCUUCUGAGCAGCAUGGAGCACAGCUUUCACCACACGCUGCUGCUGGAGAUCAGAGCUCUGACUGACCGCUACCCAUCUUUACUGGGGGGCUGUGGUAAAGACAUCUACAGGAUGAGCAACUCAUUCACUGCCAUAGCCAGACUCCUGGGAAGACGACUGGAGGAGAAAGCAGCCACACACUGCAGGGUCGAUGAGGCUUGCCUGCCUUCCUGUGCAUCUCCUCCAGGUGGAGGUGGAGGAGGAGGAGGAGGGGCCUCGGAGCAGCGUCUGCAGGUGAAAAUCCAAACCUUCGAGGAGAAAAUGGGGGAAGCAGGGGAAGAAGAGGAGUUGGAGGAGGAGUCUCCUGCCCCCCAACGACGCUACAGCCUGAGCCAAGCCGUCAGGGAGGAGAGACGCGAAAUGAGAUUCAACAGGUCAAAGAGCCUGGCACUCCAUGCUGUGCGUUCACGCUCCAUCAACUCGGACACCGGGGAGGACUGCGAGGGGGCGGAGCUAAGCACGGACAAUGCCUUUUCAAAUACUUUGCCUAAUCAGCACUCAGAAAACCAGGAAGAGUCUACAGAGAGGAAACCGACCAGUGAGAGCUCGCUGCCCGUCACCGCUCCACUAGGCCGAGAGGUCACAGAGCCAGAGAAAGGUGAAAGCAGAGAAAAGGACGGAGAGAAGGGGCAGCAGGGGGAAGCUGACAGACUCUUCAUCCAUCUAAGAGACAACAUGGAGACGAUCAGAGAGUUCUGUAAAGACAUGAUGCAGCAGAUCCCCAUACCAGAGCAGUGUGUGAUAGAAGAUUCAAAUCGAGGUUGUGUGGCCAAGCUGUCGUUCUCCUGUCCAUUGAAGGGUCACUACUGUCUGUACGCCAAGUCCAGUUUCAACCUGACCAGCCGACAGCCUCACCUUUGGAUUCACGUCAUGCUGCUACAUCUACAGAGUAAAUCCAGUGUCCCUCUGUGCACCGGGGACAAGUGUGUCCAAAGACUGGCUUCUCUUUGGGAGAAGACGCAGCUUAAAGGCGCUCAUAGCUUUUCCAUCGCUAUGACACAGCAUGCCACGCCACACAGGAAGGACCUGGACAACCUUCAGAUCCAGCUGGAGGAAGUGCGUUUCUUCGACCUGUUUGGAUACAGUGAGGAUGAAGGAGGUUGGCUCUGCUUCAUGUGCAACAAUCCUGAGAAGGCCACAGUGGUGAACCAGGAGGGGCAGCCUCUAAUUGAAGGGAAGCUGAAGGAAAAGCAGGUCAGAUGGAAGUUCAUUAAGCGCUGGAAAACACGCUACUUUACCCUGGCGGGAAACCAGCUACUCUUCCGGAGAGGAAAAUCAAAAGACGAGCUGGAUGACAUUCCUAUCGAGCUGAGCAAGGUGCAAAGUGUUAAGGUUGUGGCCAAGAAGCGUAGAGAUCGGGGUCUGCCUCGGGCCUUCGAGAUCUUCACAGACAGCAAGACAUACGUGCUGAAAGCUCAGGAUGAGAAACACGCCGAGGAGUGGCUGCAGUGCAUCAACGUGGCCGUGGCUCAGGCCAGAGAGAGGGAGAACAGAGAGGCCACCACCUACCUGUGAGACCCCGACUACACGUGGGUCUUUUUUUUCUUACACGCCUUCAUAAACAUCCGCCAGAGUUGAAAAGAAGAAAGAAAAAAACAUCACAGCAGGUACCGGUGAAGAGGAAGACACAACAUACACUGCCAGUGGUGCUUCAGUAGCACUACAACUUCAUAUCUGUGGUGUACAUCUUCAGUGUACACAAUGACAAUUAAAAAUGGUAUGCAGUAUUUUUACUAUAGUUAAACCAGCAAUAAAAUACAGUGUGUAUCUACCACAACCAAGAAUAGUUAAAUAUUUAAUGUACUUAACCGUGGACGUGCUCAUAUGUGAUGCCUCUGUAUCCAUGGACCAUAAUCAGUGAUUACAUACUGUAUGAAUGUUACAACUAAAUAUAGUGUUAGAUGCCAACCAGACAAAACCAGCAUGUGACCCAUUGAGAUGUACGGCAGUCAAGAGCAGUUAUUUCAGCAGUAAACACUCAACAGAAGCACAGACCUUUGUAGCAAUAAUGAGACUAAAAAGCUCCUCUUCAAAGCAGGAAGGAUGAAGAGGAGCCUAAUGGACAGCAGAUGGGAGGUGCGUUCGGUGUGUGUGACUGUGUGUGUGUGCGUGUGUGUGCCGAGAUAGAGUGAAUACGAUGUAGUCUUAAAGGUACAGCUCAGCGUUUUGAGAAACAUGCUUGCUCACUUUCUCGUCAAGAGUUAGAUGAGAUCAUUUGUAGCACUUUCACAUCCUACAACUAAGUGUCUUCUACAGGCAGAAUACAGUUAGCUUAGCAUAUCUUAGUCAAAAGACUGGGAUCGAAGGGAAACAUUUAUGGCUAUAAUAAAAAGUGUAUUUCUUAAAAUGUCAAGCUGUUCCUUCAUAUACACAAUAUUUCAUUGUGGAAGCCUUGUAUUCAUAUUUAAUCCAGCGUCUUUGUAUGAUGUAUAUUAUUUUUACGGUAUUUUCAUCACUAACAAACUUAUGUUUUGAAUCUAUUUUCAGUUUUGGCUGUCGCACUAAAGUAACUUAUGAAGCAAGCCUCUUAAGGGUCUGUGCGGUGGUCCAAUUUCUGCUCUUGCAAUCUUGGUACAGCGUGGACUGGGCUAUUUCUGGUUUUCCUAAACAAGGAAAGUCUGCUGCGAUUUGCUCCACAUUUUUACAAGGAGCAGUGUAAGCUCAACUGUUGCUUAAUAGUGGAGUUUCGACCAUAAAUUUCUGAGAAAACGCUAAAGUUAGAAUCUUUGCCAGUUCAGUCACAUUCAGUCACACUGACUAAAGGCGAUCCAGUAAUAGGUUCCAUUUCAUUUCAGUUUUAUCUACGCUGUGGGACGGGAUGAAGCAGAAAUAGAACAUCACAAAGUGUGAACAUCGUUCAUAUUUAUACAAUGUUCCACCUGUAAAAUGUCAACCUAUGGCAAUAGUGCAGCAUAACAACGUCCUUACCUACUCACGUCUUGACCCAAUUUAGCUCUGAGCUGCCUGCACCAGACAAAUGUUCACGGCCAGCCAUGGCAAAUCAAUUACUCUAUAUGAUAUCUGAUUAUGAUGUUUAUCUGGAUCCAGAUCUGAGGUGUGUGUGUGUGUGUGCCGCCCACAGGUGACCGCUUCCUUGGCAUUGAAUGCUUUCAGUUACGUGUAUGAGUAAGGUGGUUUUAAUUUGAGUGUGUGUGACAGAAAAGCAAAUUAUCUUGAGUCUUAGUUUGUCCUGCAGCUAAAGCCCUAUCAGCUCCGUACCUGCAGCCAUAACACAGCCUUUCCCACUGGGUCAAGUUACUGCUGUUUGUACUUUUAACUGACUAUGUGCCGCCCUCCCUCCCUCAGCCUAGCUGACCUCCAUCCGCUUACAUUAUAUUAUUUACAUCGUGCCUCACCUUACCUUUUGAUUUCCUCCUUACUCUGUUUCUCUCUGAUGUAUGACCUACAUACAGAUCUGGCUGUGCACCGCAAAGUCUGAGAUUUCCCAUCAUGUGUAUCACAGAGUAUCUUUAUGAAACCAUUUUGACCACAAUGUGUACUAAAUGACUGUGUCUUAACAAAUAUUGGAUAGGUUAAGGUAACAUUUGAUUUAUAUUUAUGGUUUUCAGUGGAUCGCUCACCCUGUUCAGUGUUUUUAUCCACUGGUUUUACUGGAAAGCCCAGGAGAAAAUUUACAUUUAUGGUUUUAAAGGGCCAGUGUUUAGUAUCUAGUGACAUCUAGUGGUGAGACUGCAGACCGCAACCAACUGGAAAGGUCACAGAAUUCUAUGAGAAGCAAAAGAAAGAAUUGUUGUUUUGAUAAAGAAGUCAGAAAAUUAUUGACUUUUUAUAAAAUUAUGUGAGCAACUGUGAUCGGAUUUUUAUGAUGAACAGUAGGACAUAUCAAGCUGUGCAGCUCUUCAUCUAACAGCUCACUGUGGCUGCUCCAUCUUGUUCCAUUGUUCCAUUACUCCCAAAACUGACCGUUGUCUUGCUUUGUAGGUCCAUUUUGAUGAAUGACAGUAAAGCUCCUUGACAGGACACAUUACAUUUCCUGUGACUAAUUCAUAAUAUGUUGUUAAUGAGCUGCCUGCUGCAUUUAAUAUGAAGUUGCAGCAACAGCCUCUGGACCAAUUUAGCAUUCUACAUUCAUAUCCAGAUAUCUGUUUACAGUAAAUACAUUAGCAGCUACUGAACAUUCUUUGUUAAAAUAUCCCCACAGACUCUCAUUUCACAACAAAUGAAGACAAUAGAUUUGUCUUCAUCUUGUUUGGUCCGUCAAUCUAAAUCAAGCGAAACUAAUGUGACUUUCUUGUCAGCUCUCCACCACUGCUAAAGCACACAAACUGAAUGCAUUAUAAAAUAUUAGAACACACGUUGCACCUACAGCUCCUCUUAAGCCAAGUUCCAGCUUUCUGCCAUAUGCUGUACAUUAACUGUACCAUGACUUAACUGUUUUUAACCGCUCGGUGUGGAUUUCUUUGUGUUUGCAGUGAAUGUCUGAUGAUAUGAAUGUCAGAAAAUGCCGUCUAAGAGUAGCAAUGCGAGCCCUGUGCGCUGUCCCGCUGCCAUGUUGGCCUAGUCUACAAACCUCCAGGGCCAACAUUCUUAGAAAAAAAUAGUAAUUGUUUGGAGCGUUCUUUCCUCGCAAUGAAAUACAUUUGUAGGCAGCUGUGUAUGUAGACCUGGGAAUUAAAAACUCCAUCUAUCUUUCCAUCUAUCUAUCCACGAUUUCACACUGGAGAAUAGGAAGCUGUUCCUUUUACUGCUUCAACAAUGAGAUUAAAUUAUCCAGUUCAGACACCAGGAAGGAUGCAAUCACUGCGACUGUGAACGUGAUCGAUAAGUAUUAAAGUAUCCGAAUGUAUACAAACAAAAACAUAUGUAUCAGCCUUGUAUAAAGAAUCGCAGAAACUGUACUUUAUAGUGUUGUUUAAUUCCAUUUGAUUUUUGAUAUGAGAUCAGUAUUUAUUUUUUUAGUGCUGUUUUAAAUCUUCGGUCUGGAAAGACCACUGAAACAAUGAUUGUCACCUUUGUCUUCCCUUUCUUCUUCUCUAGUUUUUAUAUUGCAAAACAACAAAUGAAUGCUGUAUUUUACUGACCGUUACUGGUAUUGUUAUGUAACAAUGUCCCUGUUGUACCUUUGCAUGUCUGCUUUCUUGUCUUUUUCCUGACAGAGUUGUGAAAUAAAUCAGUCAGUCUCUGGA
Messenger RNA from Mugil cephalus (flathead mullet), 6718 nucleotides. RefSeq names its product ventricular zone expressed PH domain-containing 1 (gene veph1). Bases 591 to 3086 code for a protein of 831 amino acids. NCBI's taxonomy places the organism in Eukaryota, Metazoa, Chordata, Actinopteri, Mugiliformes, Mugilidae. Gene Ontology annotation, cellular component: plasma membrane. Gene Ontology annotation, molecular function: phosphatidylinositol-5-phosphate binding. Gene Ontology annotation, biological process: regulation of signal transduction. The transcript is spliced from 15 exons. The record is from RefSeq and is a predicted model, not a curated record.